Bufo gargarizans (Asiatic toad) is the source of this 1692-nucleotide messenger RNA. RefSeq names its product abhydrolase domain containing 15 (gene ABHD15). Gene Ontology annotation, molecular function: monoacylglycerol lipase activity; short-chain carboxylesterase activity. Lineage: Eukaryota; Metazoa; Chordata; Amphibia; Anura; Bufonidae. The transcript is spliced from 2 exons. Bases 67 to 1449 code for a protein of 460 amino acids. The record is from RefSeq and is a predicted model, not a curated record.
AAGGUUCAAGGACGACAAAUCAGGAGGAGGCCGGUCUGAAGUCUCUCCAGAAGUGGCAUCAACAUUAUGUUUUCAAUACAAAGUUUGUGGUGGAUUAUCUGGUCUCGCAUAAGUGUUCUUAUAAGUUCUAUUUCCAAGGUCAAGUUUUGCUCUACAAAGCAGAAACAAGAAUGUCCUGUAGAGACUGAAGAAGAAGAUUGCUUUGGAGAUGAUUUUGGAGACUCUUGGGACUCUCUUCCAGAAGGAUACCAGCUUAUAUGCAAACCAUCAGCUCUUGCCCAUUGGCUGCUUAAAGAUAUUCAGCGUUUCAUUCUUGAGCCAACACGCUGGUGGUGGGUUCAUUGGCCAAACGUUCAGACCCUUGUUCAACACAUCCUUCCACCUGAUAAUCCCUUGGAGUUGGCCAGGGAAAACCUACAGCUUACAGAUGGUGGCAUCAUUGCUUUGGACUGGGUAGUAGGACCAAGACAAAGUCUAAAACCAAGAAGUGGGACAAAUGUCAUAGACAAUCCACCAUUACUCCUGGUCAUUCCUAACCCUUUUGGAAAGCUGACCAGAAACGUUCAGCAACUUUGCCUGCUUGCAUUAGGAAAAGGUUACUAUCCAGUGAUUUUUAACAGACGUGGGCAAAAUGAUUGUCCUCUGACAACACUUAGACUGCAGGAUUUUGGAGAACCUGGAGAUCUAAAAGAAGCUGUAAAUUAUAUUCGUUUUAGGCAUCCAAGUUUGAUGCUCUUUGCUGUAAGCGAAGGUCUUGGGUCUGGACUAUUGCUUUCUUAUCUGGGAGAGUGUGGCUCCUCCAGUUACAUGACAGCUGUGUCCUGCAUUUCACCAGUCUUCCGCUGUCAGGAGUGGUUUGAAACCAGAUUGCCAUGGUAUUAUGAAUGGCCUCUGCUACUUUAUCAGAAAGCCAUUCUUAGCAGAUAUUUCACAGCUUUAGGAGAAGUUGUAUCCACUGAUAAACUAUUUGGAAGCAAUUCUCUACAGGAACUUCAUGAGACGUUACAUUGCCAGUAUGAAAAUAGGAAAGUAAGCUGGGACAGCUACUGGGAACGCAACGAGCCCCUGCGUGAUGUGGAUGAAGUUGCAGUCCCAGUGCUAUGCAUCUGUAGCAUGGACGAUCCAAUCCGAGGAUCACCACCGACUACGCUCCCCAUUGAACUUUUUAGAACCAACCCUUACUUUUUACUCCUGUUAACACAUCAUGGAGGGCACUGUGGGUUUCUUACAGAAUCACCAACCACAUGGAGUCAUGAAGUUACGUUGGACUAUUUUAGAUCUGUAACAGAGUUUUUCCGUACGGAAGAGAAGAAAAAAUGGUUCACAAAACGAAGGAAUUCAAACUUGAUGACCCGACGGAGAAGACCUACUCUGCAAAGACGAGAAACAGCUGUUUAUAAAGAUCUCAAAGAGGAGAUUUUUAACUGGAAACGGUCAUACACUAGAUGAAAGUCACACGGGAUGGCAGCGUAAACCAGCGGUAGUAUUUAAUACAGCCGGUAAAUGAGAUUGGUUAGCUGUUGCUGUAAUGUUUGUAUAAAAUAGAUUCCUUUACUAUUUUAAGCUUUAAACAGCCUAAGGCUACAUGAACACGACCGUGCUGUUUUUUGCGGUCCACGGAACGGGCGGCCAUUGAUAUAACUGCCUAUUCUUGUCCGUUUUGCGGACAAGAAUAGGACGUUAUUUUUUUUU